GCCGCUAGACUCGCGCAUGCGUAGUCGCGUUGUUUGCAGCACGUGGAAAGAAGCCGAAAUCAGUUGUUUUCGAAAUUCUACCGUAAAAUCCUUUCUUUACACCCUCCGUGAGGCGCUCAGCUGAGAGGAAUCGCUACAUAUACAUCAUGGCAUCAGAAGAAGUUAACCCCAAGGCCUUCCCGUUGGCUGAUCCUCAACUGACAGUCACCAUCCUAGACCUGAUUCAACAGGCCACAAACUACAAGCAACUCCGCAAGGGUGCCAAUGAAGCCACCAAGUGCUUGAACCGCGGCAUUGCAGAGUUCAUCGUCAUGGCUGCUGAUACAGAGCCACUAGAGAUUCUACUACAUCUGCCUCUCCUCUGUGAGGACAAGAAUGUGCCAUAUGUGUUUGUGCGCAGCAAGGCUGCUCUUGGGAGAGCCACUGGCGUCACCAGACCUGUAAUUGCAUGCGCUGUGACAGUUAACGAAGGCUCACAGCUCAAACCUCAAAUCCAGACACUUCAAAAUGCAAUAGAAAAACUCCUCAUUUAACUUAUGCAGACAUUUUCUUUUCUUUGCCAAAAUGUAUGCUGGUAGCUAGUUAUUUUUCAGGGAUGAACAAAAUCCAAACCAGUAAACCAUUUUUUUUUUUUUUUUGUUGGUUUGGAUUUUGUGCCCAUGUCUUGAUUUUUUAAAAAGAAAAUAAAUAAUAGUCUUGAA
Nematostella vectensis (starlet sea anemone) is the source of this 701-nucleotide messenger RNA. RefSeq names its product NHP2-like protein 1. Gene Ontology annotation, biological process: ribosome biogenesis; mRNA splicing, via spliceosome; maturation of SSU-rRNA. The transcript is spliced from 4 exons. The record is from RefSeq and is a predicted model, not a curated record. NCBI's taxonomy places the organism in Eukaryota, Metazoa, Cnidaria, Anthozoa, Actiniaria, Edwardsiidae. Gene Ontology annotation, molecular function: RNA binding. The coding region runs from base 147 to 533 and encodes 128 amino acids. Gene Ontology annotation, cellular component: U4/U6 x U5 tri-snRNP complex; precatalytic spliceosome; small-subunit processome.